AUGCGCUACUCUCUCAUCAACGGCCUUCUCCUCUUGGCAGUCUCGCCAAUGACUUCUCUGGCCUUGCCAGUCGACCCUAAUGACCAAUCUGGUGUUUGGGACCCUAGUGGCCAGUACCGCAAGGGCCACUAUGUGAACGGGCAGUUCAUCCCCAACACUGGCUCUGAAUACAAUAAUGGCCAGUACAGCAACGGUCAAUAUAACAAUGGUCAAUACAACAAUGGCCAGUACAAUAACGGUCAGUACAACAAUGGCCAGUACAACAACGGUGAAGGCCAAACCGGCGAAUAUAACAAUGGUCAAUACGACAACAAUGAGUACACCAACGGUCAGAGUAACGGCUACCAGCGCCGCAACAUGAUCGGCCGUCCAUUCGGCAAUGGUCGCCAUCGCGUCGGUGCUCCUGAAGUUGAUGUUCCUGGCGUUGGUGUCCCUGGUGUCGGUCUCCCCGGGAUUGGUCUCAAGGCCCGUAACUGGCCUUACGACCAGAACAACAACAACCAAUAUGGAUGGACUGAUGCCAACGGUCAGUGGCACGCCAAGAACAACCAGGAUCAGAAUGGCUGGACUGAUGCUAAUGGUCAAUGGCACUCUAACAACAACCAGAAUGGUUGGACUGAUGCGAAUGGCCAGUGGCACGCAAAUACCAAGCGUGGUCUCUCUCUCCCUGGUGCUGCGGGCGUUCCUAACAUUGGAGCCGCCAACCUCGGUACCGGUACCCCUGGUGUUCCUGGUAUACCCGGCAUUCCCGAUGUCUCUGGUGCCGGAACUGGUGCUGCCAACAUUGGAGCUGCCAACCUUGGUGCUGCCAACCUUGAAGCUGCCAGCCUUGGUGCUGUGAACGGUGCCAACCGUGGUGCUGGUACCAAUGGCCUCAACAACCAUGCUCAGGUUGGUGCGGGCUCCGGUCUUCACGUCCGUUAUUACCCCAACUACGAUAACCAGAACGGUGACUACCGCGGCUCGAACAGCGAUCGUGAGAGCGAGCGCGAGCGUCAGCGUGAACAGGACCGCGAAGAAGAUCGUCAGGAUGCUGCUGCUAUCACCUCUGGUGUCCUCUCCAACCUGAAGGCCCGCUACUACCCCCAUGAUGAAUACUACAACGACGACGACAAUGAGAGCAAGAGUGAGCGCGAGCGCCAUCGCGAGGAAGACCGCGAAGAUGCCCACGACGCCAUUGAUGCCACUUCCGCAGCUCUGAGUGGUCUGAAGGCCCGCAACUUCCCUGGCAACCAGUUCCACGAUGGCGAGCGUCUGGAACACGCUGCUAUGAACGCUCUGCCCCACACUCCCAUCGUUACCAAGCGCUGGUGGCCCUUCGGUGGCUGGAACCGCAACCAGGAUAACAACAACGACAACUAUGAUGACAACUACGGAUACAACGACAAGUGCAAGAACGGCGACUACAACGACGAGUCUGGCUGGGACUGUCGCCACGACUGGGAUGCCAACCGCCAUGUUACUCCCACUCCCCGUGUCUGGGCUCGUGGUCAGCAGACCGAGAAGGCCAACUUGCCUCACCCCCAGGCCACUGGUGCUAUCAUGAACGGCCAGAAGGGCGCUGAGCGCAACGGCGAGCAUCGUCACGAGAACAAGGAUCAGGAUGGCAAGGACCUCAAGGACCUCAAGGCCACCGCUACCAUGGCUCAAUAA
This is a messenger RNA of Penicillium odoratum, 1653 nucleotides long. RefSeq lists its product as uncharacterized. The record is from RefSeq and is a predicted model, not a curated record. The coding region runs from base 1 to 1653 and encodes 550 amino acids. The transcript has a single exon. Lineage: Eukaryota; Fungi; Ascomycota; Eurotiomycetes; Eurotiales; Aspergillaceae.